Molecule: messenger RNA, 2441 nt
Organism: Hydractinia symbiolongicarpus
Lineage: Eukaryota; Metazoa; Cnidaria; Hydrozoa; Anthoathecata; Hydractiniidae
Product: transcriptional enhancer factor TEF-1-like
Exons: 11
Coding region: 174-1511 (445 amino acids)
Biological process (GO): embryonic organ development; hippo signaling; regulation of transcription by RNA polymerase II
Cellular component (GO): transcription regulator complex
Molecular function (GO): DNA-binding transcription factor activity, RNA polymerase II-specific; RNA polymerase II cis-regulatory region sequence-specific DNA binding
Source: RefSeq, a predicted model, not a curated record
GUGUUCAUUUUGGGCGCGCCGAACAUUCUUUUCAGAAAUAGUUAAAAUUCUUUCCGAAAACAAAAGCAGAAGAUAUAAUUCUGUAAUUCUUACACCACGAAAUGGUUAUUUUUUGUUUUUUGUUUUUAGAUAUAGCAUAAUAUUAUUUGUAACAGAAUAUAUUGGAGUUCAAUAUGGCGGAAAAUUCUCGCGAUCAGAAUGACAGAGUGUCAAAUGCAGACCCUGAGCAAAUGGCUUCAGAUGCUGAGGGUGUUUGGAGCCCAGACAUAGAACAAAGUUUUCAAGAAGCUUUAGCUAUCUAUCCCCCCUGUGGUAGACGAAAAAUUAUCCUUUCUGAUGAGGGAAAAAUGUAUGGACGAAAUGAACUGAUUGCUCGAUACAUCAAGCUUCGAACUGGAAAAACCAGAAGCAGAAAACAGGUUUCAAGUCAUAUCCAAGUUCUUGCAAGGAGAAAGGAUUCACAUUCUAAAGACAAAGCACUACAAGUUAUGGCGUCAAUGUCUCCAGGGCAAAUUGUCCCUCCAAAUGCAUUACAUGCCAAACUACAUGGAGUUGACCCUAUAGCCGUAAAACGUGAACUUAAUAUCAGUCCAGGUUACUGGCCAUCUGGUGGGAUGCCACAAGGUGGAGUACCACCACCGCCUGUUGCAUACCCUUACACAACUGCUGGAGCAUAUUAUGCAAGUGCUAUAACUCAUGCUACUGCUAUAUCUCAAGGAGCAUUAAUGAGACCAACAUCAACUCUGACAUCCCCUACUAACCCAACGUCACCUGGACACCAUCUGCCACCUUCUUUACCACACAGUGGAACAUUGCCUCAUCCUACGCAUAGCCCAACUUGGCAAUCGAGGCAGGCUCCUGUUCAGAUGCCAUUGAAGCUGAUAGACUUUUCUGCUUACAUCGAACAGCAAAGACUUGACCAACCAGAUGCAUACCACAAACAUUUGUUUGUACACCUUGGCCCACAUAGGACAUUUGAAGAGCCUGGAAUUGAAGCUAUCGAUAUUAGACAAAUAUAUGACAAAUUUCCGGAGAAGAAAGGUGGUUUAAAGGAAUUAUAUGAGAAAGGGCCUCCACAAUUAUUCUUCUUGGUGAAAUUUUGGGCUGACUUGAAUACUAAUAUUUCUGAUGAUGGUGGAACAUUUUACGGAGUGUCGAGCACUUAUGAGUCUUCAGAAAAUAUGACUAUCACAUGCUCAACAAAAGUAUGCUCGUUUGGAAAGCAAGUCGUCGAAAAAGUCGAAACGGAAUAUCCUCGAUACGAAAACGGCCGUUUUGUAUAUCGAAUACACCGGUCGCCAAUGUGUGAAUACAUGAUUAAUUUUAUACACAAAUUAAAACAUUUGCCAGAAAAGUUCAUGAUGAACUCUGUGUUGGAGAACUUCACUAUACUACAGGUUGUGAGCAACCGUGACACGCAAGAAACGUUGCUAUGUUUAGCUUUUGUUUUCGAAGUCUCAUCCAGCGAGCAUGGCGCUCAGCAUCAUAUAUACAAACUUGUCAAAGACUGAACACUUUUCAACGAAAUAUUACCCAAUCAAAAAAGAGAAAAUUUGAAGCAUAUCUUCACUGGAAUCACUCAUGCAGAAAUGUAAAGUUGUUGGAACGUUCGACCAUCUUUUCACGAGUGCACACGAUUUUGGUCUUUAUCAUAUAUUUUUUUCGUUUCCAAAAAUAAGUCAUUUUAAUCAAUGUACGUUGGUACGUUGGAUGGACAAUAAAUAAAUAAAUGUAUAAUUUGUAGGGAAAUUAUUUUUCUACCAUGUUGAUCGCCUUUUACGCAUACUUCUAUUUUUGAGAUCUUAUAUACUUUUCAUGUAAAUAUUAGAAGAUUAUAUAUAAUAUCACUCUUUCUAAAAGAGAACUUGUACCUGUAGGUUUUAGCUGUUUAGUUUUUAUAGAAAGCAAUGUGUAUUUUUUCCGUGGUCGCACUUUCAUUAAAAGACUAUUUUGAUCUUCUGUUAGUAUGAUUUAUAAAAAAACACGAUAUGUUCGAACACAAAAUUUAAAGAGUUACUAAGAAAAGUAAAGCUUUUAUUUUGUCAGGUAAAUGUAGGAUAGUUUGACAAAGUCAGGGUGGCCACGACUCCUGGAAACUCCAGUAACUAAAAUACACUCCUGGGAAAUAGUUUUUCAAAAGUUUUGUAACCUACUCCUUCUGAUAUUGUCAAAUUAUUCCUGGAGCGCUCCUGGAAGUUACCUUUUAAGAAUAAGUGGCCACCUUGUUGAUCUAACAACGCCUGAUUAUUUAGGGGACAAAAGGUCUCAUUUUUUUUAACACCAGGAAUUGUGAUCAGAUAAAAUAUUAUAUGAACUGCACGUGAGAUAAGUUUAUAAAAUAUCAAAUGAUUUGUAGUGCUCCAUUCACAUCUUAUUAUUGUUUGUAUAUGUUGUUUUUAUUAUACUUAGUGUUUUAACUAAGAGCAUUUUAACAUAAAGAA